AUGCAUUCACUCCCUAUUAUCUGUCUUCUCUCGAUUUUCUUUGCGUCGGUCCUUGCCGCUCCCUCGCCCCAUCCACAAUUACGUACAUGGAGGCAUCCUGAGGAAGUUGGGUCGACAUAUCUUGACUCCGACACUCGCGAUGAAGAAGAACUAAUACCUGCCCUUAUUGACGCUCCGAACGAAAUGUGGACCUUGAGUAUCGACAGAGUGCCUUAUUACACUACGUUCCAGGAUGGAAAAUGGGUCAAGGGGGGGUCAGAAAGGUACAAUGCGGAUGUUGGGAUACUGAUGGGUAGCUUCGUUAUGCCUGAGUCGGGGAAGAAUUUGCUCCAUGAUUCUUUGAAAUCAUCCCCCAGUGCCGACAUGGACGUGCUAUGGAUUUACAACACAAUGCGAUCGCUGGAGCUGAAUAUUCGUAAACAUUUUGACAUAAACAUCGAUCUGGUCGCAAACUACUUACCGUAUAUGAAGGUCAUGCUAGAGAAGAAAGGCAGUGGAGCCUAUGGCUUAAUUACACGGAAUGAAGAGGGGCGGUACAUGCAAACUUUGAAACAUCUUUUCCCCGGCAAUAGUGGAAUUUGA
Molecule: messenger RNA, 582 nt
Organism: Lentinula edodes (shiitake mushroom)
Lineage: Eukaryota; Fungi; Basidiomycota; Agaricomycetes; Agaricales; Omphalotaceae
Exons: 2
Coding region: 1-582 (193 amino acids)
Source: RefSeq, a predicted model, not a curated record